Messenger RNA from Galleria mellonella (greater wax moth), 2563 nucleotides. RefSeq names its product telomerase reverse transcriptase-like (gene Tert). The coding region runs from base 239 to 2380 and encodes 713 amino acids. Gene Ontology annotation, cellular component: telomerase catalytic core complex. NCBI's taxonomy places the organism in Eukaryota, Metazoa, Arthropoda, Insecta, Lepidoptera, Pyralidae. The transcript has 2 exons. Gene Ontology annotation, biological process: telomere maintenance via telomerase. The record is from RefSeq and is a predicted model, not a curated record. Gene Ontology annotation, molecular function: telomeric repeat DNA binding; telomerase RNA binding.
UUCCAGGAGGAAUCACGUGGAGAUCGAUCUGAUAAGAGAAAAUAUUCUUAAAGGCGAAUCAAUAAAACCAAAAUAAGGGUGGAAGAAAACGCAGGUGCAAGGGACCGCAAAUAUUUUGUACAUGUCCUAACAAGUUCGCGCAAGUUUUGAAUUCUUAAAAAGCCCAUUGGCUGUUUUUGUGUUUUGAGCUUUUGAAAAGACAAUUCAUAUGAUUCGUCAGUUAUUAUAGUGCGUGAACAUGGAAGGACCAAUAUGUUUUUCGCAGUAUUUUGUGGAUAAACAAAAUGUGAGAUCAUUUUCUAAUAUUAUCAAAUCUAAAUUAUUAAAAAAUGAAGAUAUGGCUUCUUUUCUUCUACAUUUAUUUGAAGAUGAUGAUGUAGUAAAGGAAUUAUCAACUAAUUUUCUAACUAUGUUAACUGUUUUACGAUUGAAUCUUAGAAACAAAUCAAAACAGGAUUUUAAACAUUACUUUAUCUGUGAAGAAAACAUCACGGAGGUUUUACAUCCAGUAAGUAAAGAAGAUAUUUAUAUAAAUUGCAUGAAAGCUUUAAAAGAUAUUAUUCCAAGAAUUUUUUAUGCAAAUUGCAAUAAUAUAAAAAUUUUUGAAAAGUUAACGCAAACGAUAAUUUAUAAUAUGAAAAGACAGCACAUUAAUCUUGAAAAACAUAUUACCAAGUGGGAUUUCACUGUGGGGUGUUGGAAAUCUAUUUCUGAAAUAGUUGCCAAGAAAGUUUUACGUUUUUUAUUGAUGUGGAUUUUUCAAUAUGUUUUAUCUGGAAUGAUUUCCUUGAAUUUUUAUGUAACAACAUCUAAAAUAGAUGCCGAUGAAAAUAAACUUUUUUUCUUCAGAAAACGUGAAUGGCAAAGUUUUUAUGACAAAAAGAUCGCUAAUAUGAUAUUGAGUAAAAUAAUAAAAAGAUCAGAGUCUUAUUGUUCAGGUAAAAUGUGCAAGCGAAGUUACAGUUUUACAGAGAAAGUUAGAAUGAAAAUAAUCAGGAAAGAUAUACCAAAGUUGCAUUUAGUUUUAAAACCAAAUAAUAAUUGCCGACCAAUUGUUAGAUAUAAGAAUAAUACUUUAACAACAUCAGAAAAAUAUAAAAUGAAAGACAGAUUGCAAUUUCUUAAAACUUUAAUAGGUAAAUAUAGUAAAAAAACAGAAAUCCCAUUUUAUAAUAUUUAUCAAAAAUGGGUUAAUCUAAAUAAACCGAAACUAUAUUUUGUAAAAGCAGAUCUAAGUAACGCUUUUGGCUCAAUAAAUAGACAAGAACUUGUGAAAAUUCUCGACGAAAGAUUUUCAACACUUAUAAGUAAUGAGAAAUGCUUACGAUCGAAAGAAAAAAUCAAGCAACAGUAUAAAGAUCUGAUAGUAGAGUUAAGUAAACCGAUUUUAGUUCGCGCCGGUUCCACAGUUUUCGAAUGGAAAGCGGGUUUAGUGCAAGGGUAUAAGUACUCGCCAGCGCUUUCGGAACUGUACUACACUCAUAAAGAUGAACUAUAUUUUAAUGAGCAUCUCCAGAAAUCUAAAACUGAAAUACAUUUAUUUACAAGAGUUGUAGAUGACUAUUUAUAUAUAACAGAUUCACUUAUAGAUGCUCAAUCAUUUUUGGAAGCUCUUUCUAAGUAUAAAAAUAUUAAUUAUGAAAAGACCAUUGUCAACUUUAAUCAUCCGACAAUCAAGUUUAGUGACGAAAUCACUUUUCUUGGCUAUACAUACGAUACAAAGACUAUUCAAGUGAGAAGAGCUAGCAACAUUUAUUUUGGUCAAAUAUGCUACAAAAUAAGUUUUUCUCAAGCUAUAAUGAAUAUUAGCAAAUUUCUUGAGCAACGUAUUGGUCAGUCCAGUAUUCAAAUUAACUCUCAUAUAUUUAAUUUGCACUAUAACAGCGAAAAAGCUGUAUGGAGACACAUAUUUACCACUCUUUGUCUAUCUGCAAACAAGUUUUGCACAAUUUUAGCUAUUCUCUGCGAGGCAGAUGAGAUGAAAAAUUAUUUAGUAGUUUACAAGAAGCGCAUAACAGUUCGUUUGUGUAAUGCUAUGAUAGAUAUGCUUCUGAGGAAUAAACCUGCAGACAUACCUUUUAUUUAUUGUAUAAAUCACUUUCGUUAUUUGUCGUGGAAGGCGUUGAAUUUGUGCGCGCAGAAAACCUCAAAAUGUAAUGGGCUGGUCCCGCUGAUUAAUGAUGAAAUGGCUAAAGCUAAUUGUAUAUUUGGGAAGUGGAAGGAUCACGCGUGUAGGAUCGGCAGUAAUGGUGCUAAUUUACGUCCGGCUGUAAAGGAAGUGUGUCGAAGGACAGAUUUGAGGAUUAUUGUGAAAGGUUUUGUUACUUUACCCGACGGGUUACAAUGUUAUAAUCGUCGUAAAAUGAUGUGCGGUUCGUAAAGAUAUCUAUUUAUUUGCACAAAUGUAAUUCGGUGCCGGAGGUUUUUUUUUAAUGAAGAUGUAUAAAUUAAUGUAUAUACAGACUUACAUUGUAUAAGAUAUUACAAUAUCCUAUUAUGAUUAGUGAUUGUAAAAUUAAGUGGAUUGAUCAGUUAUUAAACGAAUAAAACAAUCUCUCAGUGA